Molecule: messenger RNA, 1521 nt
Organism: Caenorhabditis bovis
Lineage: Eukaryota; Metazoa; Nematoda; Chromadorea; Rhabditida; Rhabditidae
Source: the annotation of a GenBank genome assembly
AUGCUAUCGCGGUGGCAAACAUUUCGACUUAUUUCAAUAUAUGCAAUUCUAUCAGGAAUCACUAAUUUUCCGUCCGGAUUUACUAACUCGACCGUCAACACUGCCGUAGAAAAAUUACACCAAUUUAUUGUCACCUCACUAAGCAAACGGGGAUAUCCGGAUGAUGAAAAUCUUGUCGCUUUAGUUAAGUCUGCUACUCUAAAUUGCUGGUUUGUUUCCCAAAUUUUCGGAGCAAUGAUUACUCCAACAAUUUCCGAUAAUCUUGGAAGAAAAAUUGGAUAUAUAAUGUGCGUAUCCGUUACAAUAAUCGCCACUUUAAUACAAUAUUUAUCAAUAAUCUUUCAUAUUCCCGAGACCCUCAUUAUUGGCAGAGCAUUGACUGCAUUUGUGUCGCCAUUGGGAGACGCUUGUCUUCUGCUGUACGUACAGGAAACCUCUCCCGUCGAAAUUCGUGGAAUGUCUUCAUUCUUGUGUGAGAUUGGUUAUGGAUCGAUGUGCGUAUUAGGAAUGAUUCUUGGCAUGGAAUCAGUUUUAGGCGAAUCACUUGCACGCCUACUUCUAUUAUCUUUCUUUCCGUUGUUCUUUUCGCUUUUAUUCGUUAUUCAGCUUCCAGAAACUCCCAAAUUUUUGCUGAUUGUUCGGAACGAUGAAACAAAAGCGAUGAAAUCUCUAGAAUAUUUUCAAGGAGACACGGCUAACAAUGAGCAUCUUCUCUCUGAAUAUCAAUUAGAAAAGGCUACUGAGAAUAAUACCAAAAAAUCUACAUUUGCGGAUUUGAUAAACAAAUGGCAUUUGAGACAAGCAAUGCGAAUUGCGCUGGCAUCAUUGGCUCUAACUUUAUCAUUUUACCCAAUGCUUCAAUCCUCAACUUAUUUCCUUUUAGAAUCUGGAGUACAGAGUGAUAUUGCCGAAAUAUGCUCAACCGCCGCACAAGUUGUUCUGACGGCUUCCUCAGUUUUUGGCGCUUCGAUCAUUGACAGGUUCCCGCGACGAAAACUUAUUAUUAUCUUUGGAAUAAUAUCGAACAUUCUCCUCGUUUUCUUUGCAUUAUUUUCGCACAUAUCAGUUGCAUCAAGUGCUGAAUGGCCAAAAUAUGCCUGCCUCGUCUCUCUAAUUGUUUACUGUAUUUCUUUCGGCAUGGUGCUUGGCCCGCUCUCAUGGUUCGUUGCUCCAGAAUUGGUCUCACAACGACAUCGUUGCACAAUUUUCUCAGCUUGUUUCGCUAUCCACAAUACACUCAUCGCAUUGACGGAUUUUGCAACAAUUCCAUUGUUCAGGAUUUUCGGAGCAUCGUGUUUCGUGAUGUUGUUCGUUGUUCCGUCAAUCAUGUGCAUGAUCUACUUAUAUUUUUACAUGCCCGAAACACUUGGAAAAUCAACUCUCGAAAUCAUCAACGAUAUGAUCGAGAGAGGACUCCAAGGACGUCUCGACUAUGUUGAUUUGAACACCCCAUCGUUUCAAGUGAGACCUCGAAUGUUUUCGAUAACAUCUGCUAAUAGGGGAAUCGUCACCAUCUACUAA